This is a messenger RNA of Chlorocebus sabaeus (green monkey), 1354 nucleotides long. The record is from RefSeq and is a predicted model, not a curated record. Lineage: Eukaryota; Metazoa; Chordata; Mammalia; Primates; Cercopithecidae.
AUGCAGAGCCAGGGAAAGGAAGCCCAGAGCAGUUGUGUCAGUGUGAAGAAGGGGCAUGAGUUGGUGAACAUCUAUUGCCCCAUUGCGGUCUCCAACACAGGGCUGUUCAACACCUAUGAGCACCUACUGCCGGGGAAUGCCCGCUGUCUGCCAGGUGUGAAGCAGCAGCUGGGGAUGGUGCGGCCUGGCUUAGGCAUGAUGUCUGUUUUCAUCUGCCUGCAAGGCACCAAGGAGGACCUGCAUCUGCCGUCCACCAACUACUAUGUUUACUAUGACACGGACAUGGACCAGGCGAUGGAGCGCUACGUCUCCAUGCCCAGGGAAAAGGCUGCGGAACACAUCCCUCUUCUGUUCGUCGCUUUCCCAUCAGCCAAGGAUCCGACCUGGGAGGACCGAUUCCCAGGCCGGUCCAGCAUGACCAUGCUCAUACCCAGCGCCUAUGAGUGGUUUGAGGAGUGGCAGGCGGAGCUGAAGGGAAAGCGGGGCAGUGACUAUGAGACCUUCAAAAACUCCUCUGUGGAAGCCUCUAUGUCAGUGGUCAUGAAACUGUUCCCACAGCUGGAGGGGAAGGUGGAGAGUGUGACUGCAGGAUCCCCACUCACCAACCAGUUUUAUCUGGCUGCUCCCCAAGACGCCUGCUACGGGGCUGACCACAACCUGGGCCGCCUGCACCCUCAUGUGAUAGCCUCCUUGAGGGCCCAGAGCCCCAUCCCCAACCUCUACCUGACAGGCCAGGAUAUUUUCACCUGUGGGCUGGCCGGGGCCCUGCAAGGUACCCUGCUGUGCAGCAGUGCCAUCCUGAAGCGGAACUUGUACUCAGACCUUAAGGAUCUUGGCUCUAGGAUCCAGGCACAGAAGAAGAAUUAGUUCCAUCAGGGAGGAGUCAGAGGAAUCUGCCCAAUGGCUGGGGCAUCUCCCUUGACUUAACCCAUAAUGUCUUUCUGCAUUAGUUCCUUGCACAUAUAAGGCAAUUUGGUUCUGAUUUGGUUCUGAUUCCUGAAGACAGGCCUAGUUUAUAUCACAAUUCCGAGUCUGGGGCAAUGGAAUCAUUGCUUCCAGCUGGGGCAGAUGAGAUCAUUAUGCCUUUUAUAACAUCCUGUCCCUACUAACAGGGUAUUGACUUGGAUAGCUUGAUGUCUCAUGACGAGCAGCGCUCUGCAUCCCUCACCCAUGCCUCCUCACUCAGUGAUCAAAGAGAAAAUUCCAUCGGUGGAUAGAACCCCUGGCAGUGUUGUCAGCUAAAGCUGGUGGGUUCAGUUCUGUCUUGUGGCUUCUGCUCUCAUUCACUUAGUGCUGUGCUGCACAGUUCUACACUGUCGAAGGAGAAGGGAGACUAAUGAGGCUUAACUCAAAA